Messenger RNA from Symbiodinium sp. CCMP2456, 2196 nucleotides. The record is from the annotation of a GenBank genome assembly. NCBI's taxonomy places the organism in Eukaryota, Dinophyceae, Suessiales, Symbiodiniaceae.
AUGCGUUGCUUCUCGACUUUACCGUACUACACUGCCUGCUGCCCGAACCACGAAAUAGCGACACCGGCGCAAGCCGGAUGCCCCGAGGAGUACCUCAACGUUCAGUGCUGUCCACGGGAAGAUUUUCUGGGCCUGGUGAAAGACCUGCCGCCAAGCAGCCAUCUUCAGGCACAGGAUCUACUCUGGAGUUUUCUACGUGAUAUAGACCUUGAAAGCCUGGAGGCAUGGAAGCUUUUCUCUGCAGGUUCUGCACGGCACGCGAAUUUACAGAUGUCGGAGUUCCACCUCACUGAGAACGGAGCAUCGAAGGCACUGCUGGAGGAGGCGCGAAGUCUUAGCCGCCUUUUGGCCAGGAGCAUCCUGCGACUGGAGAGCUUCCAGCAGUUCUGCAUGUGGAAGCUGGCUACUCAAACUGGAAAACAGGUGAUGGAUGUUGAACCCGAGGCAUGUGAGCAUGGCCUGCAUCACCUAUAUAUCGAGACAGUGGCGAACCAUGACCGGCUUGCAUAUUCGCUCCUCACUCAGGACUCUCCACACGCUGCUCCUCGAGUGUUGCGCACUGCUGUGGCACUUCAGAUCGUUUGCACUGGCAAGUGGGCGAAGAAGGGCAUAUCAACCCUGGUGAGUCUUUUGCGCCGAAGAACCACCAGUUUGAGGGUCUUUGUGUUGGGCGAUGUUGAAGGCUGGGAAGAUCUGCUCGGGACGAUGCGAGAACUAUCGCAGGCACACAAGCUGGACAUGACAGGUGUUGGCUUCGAGCACAUCAACUUUGAGCAGAUGCCGGAGUUUCAGCGCUACAUGCAAGCAUACCCGCAAGACUGCUUUUUCCACAGCUCCAUCGAGAGAGCGAUGCUUGCGCGAAUCCUUUGUCCUUUACUGCUUCCGGAAGAUGUCGAGCAGGUGAUUUCCAUCGAUCUUGGAGACAUAUUGAUCCUAGAUGACAUCUAUGGCCUAUGGGAGAUCGGCUGGCAGUUGAGGGAUCACUUCCUUGCAGCCGCCUAUGCGGCGCCGCUCCAUCAUAUAAAUGCAGGGACUGUGGUGUACAACUUGAAGAGGAUGCGAGACUCCAACUUCACAGAUCUGACCCUACUGGCGGCAGAACAUGGUUUGAGAAGAAGUGCGGAUGGUGAAUGUUUGCGUGAUCAAGGCAUCCUUAACAUCCUGAACGAUGAAGCCUUUCUGGCCAAGACUGGCUUUCGGCAGCCGGUGCUGGGAUUUCUGCCAUGCCGGUGGUCGCUAUUUCCUUCUCUUGAUUGGCACCCAGCUUGGGAGAAGCUAGAGCUUUGGCCACCUGCAAUGAUCGCCAGGCAUCGCUACCCAGGCAUCGUGUCUCGUGGCCAGGUGGAGCACUACUGCCCCGAUGCCGCAGAUUUGCUUUCCUCCUUUGCCUUCGUGCCACUCACGGGCUCGAGGCAAGCCAGGGUCAGGGAGUACGCUGCCUUGGGCGCUGAACCACGUGCUCGAUACUGCAGUUCACAGCGGCUUGGGGAGCCUUGCUGCACUUGCGGAGAGCCGGCUGCUCUGGUUCAUGUGGCUGGCGAUCUGAAGAAAUGGCCAGGGUUGCGGCAGCUGUUGCAGACUCACGUGGGACCCACAGGAGACUCUCUGCUCAGCGCCGAGGGCACAGACACGGAGACUCCGACUUACAGGUGGUGGGGCAGUGAGUCGCGUGACACGGAGCUCAGGGAAAAGAGCCAGGAGCACCUUUACAAACUCGCCAGGCAGAGAGGAUUGAAUUACGUCAUGCGGCGCGGAUCCGCAUUAUGCCAUACCUUUGCCACCAGGCUGUCGCAGGGUGUACCCAGAUACCACGAGACAAGGCUCGGGAAUUUGUUCGCUCCACUUGUGCUCAGCAUCGACACCACAUCUGCUAGGUUUCAGCUUCGCUUCUUGGCAGCUGAGUUGUCCAUGGAGUUCGCAGUCCAGCUUGCCACCGAACCGGUGGUGAGGCUGUGGUGGCAAUGUGCAAAUGGCACCCAGGCGGUCGCAGAAAGUUUGAGGUCGCAUACCUGCGACGAAAGAAGCGAGUGGAUAUCAACACGCUGGAGCCUCUCGCCACACGGAAGCGAGAUCGACAUAUGCGGUGGCAAAACCGAGUUUAUCCAGCAUGAGGUGCCGCUCCGGGAAGCCAACGCUCCGUUCUCUCUCCUGGUUGGAUCCGAGGCAGAAGCUUUGUGGUCUGUGUGCCUGAACUGA